AUGCUGUUCAAACAAACUGUGCUCGGACCAGAGCGUUCGCGGGAGGUCGUCUUUGGGAGCUUUCUCCCUGAUUCUAUCGGAUGUCGCGGCGAAGAUGUAGGCAGCGACGCAGAGGCAGCGCGCCCAGUCUGCGCCGGGAGUGGGCAAGGGGGAUUGACUUUUUCCACGCGAUAUUCUGACGCGUCAGCGUCUCGCAAGAUUGGAGAAGUCGGUGUCGGAACGAGCCUUCCGGGUGUCUGUACACCGGAACACGUCCAGCUGGUGUGGCAUCGGGGUAAUUGCCUUUGUCUCAAAGACCUUACUGCCUUCCUCCGCGAUCGAAACUCUGGGUGGCUACGGGAGAUGCUGGCACCGGCAUCGGCAGGGCCAUCCAAGGAAGACGUCAUAAGAGACCAGCGCGAGGCGAGUUUGCAUUUUUCAGGAAAUUCAGGACCAGAUGUACAGACUCGAGACGCGCCUCCACAGACGCGCAUCGGAGGCGAAAAAGAACCCACAGGACAGUCACGGGAGAAGUGCGACCGCGUGCAGGUCUUCUUCCCCUCAUCUGGAGCUUCCUCCAGCGCCUGGUGUGACUCACGGGAUGCGUUAUCGGUGUUGGCCAAGUGCGAAGGCCUGUGUCUGGAGCAGCCGACAUUCGGCGCCGUUCGGGCGAUCCGCCGCCUUCGUGUACCUUCCUUCCGAGGAUUUCACAGGAGGGCCGUUUCUUCUUGUACGUCUCUCCCCUCUUCGUCUGCGUCGUGCGAGUCUUCGGUCGUCUCUGCUGCGUCGUCUGCUUCUUCCAUUGUCUCUGAGUGUCCUCGUUCUCACUGCCGGACCUGUGUGGGUAGUAACGCGGACUUGCGAACUGGGAGUCCGGACCGUCUUCUUCUUCUCUCCAGAGAGGGGCACCUCCAUCUGCUGUGUCUGUCUCCUGAAACGAGACGCUUCGUAGUCGAGCAGAGGGUGUCGCUUCCACCCUGUCCUUUUCCGCAUGAUUCCACGCUGUGUACCUGCGGGGUCGGAAGCAGCUCCGCUUUCUCCCUGCCUCCGCGCACCGUUUCCGAUUCCCCACAAGUGGCGGGAUCGCUGGCAGAGCCAAGCGCUUUCUGGGACCAACGCGGGGACAGCCCGGUACAGCCGCGUAGUUCUUGCUCUUCUUCGCCUCUCUUUUUGUCUCUGGGGCAGUUGGCCCCUGAGAGUCUCGCCGUCCUUGAACACAUUUUUGCAGUCGUGCGGGACGCGUCGACUGGCGAAAUUGUCGUUGGCGCGUUCGCGGCUCAUAGCGUCGAGGAAGGGCAGACCAUUGACUGCAGCACAGCCGCGAGAAGAGCCGCGGAAGCUGCGAGGUCUGAAUGUGGAGCAUGCGAGCGAGGCGGAGACAGAGGGCAUUGCGCGACGGGCGCGCGGCGAGGCGGAGGACUCAGCAGACGUGAAGAAGAUGGACACCAGGAAAAGUUCAGAGGGAGUUUCACUCGUUUUCCGCUCUCGCGCCCAGGCGAGCAAAACGACCCCGACGAGCCGGGAUUCCAAGAAUGUGCGCGCAGCUUUUCUUUUCGUCUCGCCGGCACCAUUCGCCACAUCCAGCUGGUCAAAGUCGGAGAAGAAGUGGACGCAGAGGAAGGUAAUGGAGACGAGGGAGACGGUGGAGACGACGAAGAAGGUGAAUAUAUUGGAGAAGACAAAUCAGUAAGAUGCGACGAAGCGGAACAGUUUGGAAGCGAAAACUUGAAUCCGCGAAGCACUCUUCAGCUUGCUGAGAAGCCAGCCCAAAGGAAGAGAAAGAGGCGCCCGCCUCGUGGUCACGCGUCGCUCUUUGCGUCUUCUGGUCCUUCGUUUUCUCCUUCCUCUCCGUCGUGCUCUUCUUCUUCGUCCUGUUCUCCCUCUUCGCCGUCCUCCCCAGUCACCUUCGGCUCCUCGUCUUCGCGUUUCCACACCAGUAGAGAUGUUGGAAACUGUAGGAGAAAAACGACCCAGGCGCACCAGUGCCCGCCCACGGUCAAACGUUCCGCCGCUGCAGUGCUCCUCGUCGUGGUGGAGAGCAGAGACCAACUGGUGCUUCUGCGCGAGGCCCCUGCUCUCGCUGUGCAUGCGGUCGAGGCGGCAGCUUCUCGUCGGCACUCACUGCUUCUCUUUCGUCUGCCUUUUUCUCUCUCGGCUUUGAGGCCCCAACGAGACGCUCGAGGUACUCCGCAGUCGCGCGCCUCUCAGCGCCCCGCUGCCUGUUGUUCCAGCGCUUCGCUGUCGUCAAUGCAAGUUCCUUCUCGUUCAUCAGCAUCAUCUUCAUCGUCUCCUGCAACUUCCUCUUCUCCAUCUUCUUCAUCUGCCGCUUCGCCGUCUUCAUCUCCAGCUUCCUUUCCAUCUUCCUCUUCAUCUUCUUCGUCUGCCUACGCGGCUGGCAUAUCGGGUUCCUCUUCGUCUUGCGACUCUGAUUCGUCGUUUCUCCCGGGCGCAUGCGUCGAGUUUCUCUCGGCGGCAGGACCGAUGACCGCGGCGGACAUGAAGCGACCUCCAGAUGCCUUCACUUCCAUCGUCUCGACAACUGCGUCAGACGGAUCUGGCCUGCUGUUCGUCUCCUCGAUCUACGGAUUGUCUGUUCUGAGAAUUUCUCUCCCCAGCGUCCCGUCUUUCGUCUCUUCUUCCGCGUCAUCGUCGUCUUCCUUCUCUUGUGUUUCUUCCUCUUCCUCUCCUCUGUCUUCUUCUUCGUCUUCGUCCUCUUCUUCGUCUGCGUCUUCUUCCUCCUCGUCAUCGUCUUCUUCGUCUUCUUCGUCUUCUUCGUCUGCGUUUUCCUCGUUUUAUGAGCGACACGACGGCGGCGUCUGCCCGCACUUCGGCGUUCGCUGCGAGGUGAUCUCCCAUACUGCGUGGGCUUCUCGGGAGGCGGCGUCUUCCUCUUCCGUCUCGCCCUUUCGCGUGCUCCACCGCCUCUGCGACUCUUGGUGCUGCCGUGCUUCUCCCGCUUCGUCUUCUGUCUCUUCUGUCUCUUCUGUCUCUGCUGCAUCCCUGCCUUAUGCCUGUGCUUCUUUUUCUGUGUCGAAGGAGAGCAAACGAGGAACUGGCAAGGACAGGCCGUGUCCACGCUGCGGGUGGAGACUGCGUUGGAGAGACUCCGUUUCUGCUUCUUCGGAAUCUUCUUCACGUUUGCCCUGUGCGUUGAGAUGUUCAGACACCACGAUGUCACGUGUGUGUUUCGCUUCUCCUCUCGCUGAUUCGUCCUCUUCCGCAUCCUCUUCCGCGUCCUCUUUCGCUCCUGGGGUGGGCUGUCUGCUGCCGUCUCCUGUCUCGCCUCCAGGGUCAGAUCGCGUUCUGCUGCUUCUCCACGAUCGGCGAGAGUCUGCGUUCCUCCUCGCGAGUGUGGUGUACAUACACCGGGCGCAACGGGUGUUGCGCGUCGGGGGUGAGGAGGACCCUCCGCCUUCGUUGUCUGGGAGGAAAAAAGUGAAAGUUGGUGGAUCUCCGAAUGGGGACGGGACAGAGGCCAGGCAGCAACCGUUCGCAGAGAAGUGCACAGAAAACCUUUUCUCGUCUUCAGGAGCGAACUGCGCAACCAGAGUGUGUGCCGUCCCUUUGUCGUGGGGUGGGGAGAAAGCGGAAGAAGAGGGAAAAAGGAGCUUGGAGGCUUUGCGUCGGGUUCAGUCUUCCCACGAGAACCGGACAAAUCGAGAUGUGCCAGGCGACGCGUCAAGCCCACGACUCUGUGUGGGGAAGACGGAUACCGGCUGCAUGCUCUUCCAUUCCAUCACACCAGUGCUCGCCGUUGCCAAGUCCUUUCCAGCUUGUGGUCCAUCCUCGUCCGCUUCUCUCGCUUCUUCCUUGAGUUUGUGUUCCACCAACUUAGCGAACAUUGCGGGUGCCGAUGUUCCGGAAGGGAGGAAGGAGUCUCUGCUCGUCCAGCCUUCCCUCGCGCCCUCCGCCUGCCACCCCCAGCCAGGUGUACGUACACCCGAAGUGGGAGGCGCGGGAAACGAGGGUGCGACUCAGCACGAGACACAGAAUCCUUCAGCGAAAGUGAGCAGAACUGUGGUAAAAGAGAGGCGCGUCUGGCUCUUGCUGGGUCUGACAGAACGCGCGAGCGACUGGCUUCUGGCCUUGACGUGUGAAAACUUCGGAGAGGCCGAGUGCGAACGCUGGAGACUCGUGCCGCUGGAGUGUAUGCACACCCGAACGCACCUGACAGAUGCGGGGUACGUACCAAGCGAAGUCCUGCCGCACGCGACUCGUUUCCAAGUUCCUAGCGAUUUGUCUCUGGCCGUCUUUCCUCCUCUCGCUUCGCUCUGUUCGAACGCAUUCUCCUCCGCUUCUACUUCCCCUCCGAGACUGCUUGUCUCCUCCCUUUCGUCCUUUCGGCAUCCUCUGAAAAGUAUCCUCGAAGGCAAGAACAUGGACGCAGGCGGAACGGUGUACGUGACGGGGGGGCGCUGGCCACACUCGGUGCUCUUUGGCCUGCGUGUCGGACAUCGAGUUUCACCUCACGCGCUAUUGGGUUCAGAAUCACAACCUCCGCAAAAGCUCGUGUCUUCCUCCAGUCUCCAAACGGCUCCCUCCACUUUCCCCUCGAACGCCGUUCGCGCAUCAUCUUCAUCUUCAUCAUCUUCUUCAUCGGCGUCUUCUCUCUCGUCGUCAUCAGGUGCUUCGUCCGCGCCUUGUCCUCAGUCGCCUGCCCGGGCUCUGGAUUCCCCUUCGCCUGUUCGUCAUCGAGGACUUCCCGCGGAACAGCCGCUGGCGGCUUGGCUGCUUCCUGCGCCUCCGAGAAACACGGCGGCGGCGGGAGAACGUCGAGCGGCGCCGCUGGGUUCGAGGCGCCGCGAGCCCCGCAACGAAAAAAAAGAGGCGGAGCGCGAGAACAACGAAACGAGGCGAGAUUCUUGGAUCCUCGUCGAGUCUUUUUGCCGCCGAACGGACGCGCGACUUGUUGACCGUGACGGACGGCUUUCGCGCCCAACAGGCGAGGAUGAAAAGAGUGGAGAAGAGGUGGAAGAGACAGAAGGAGACCGUGAGACAUCCGGAACCGAUUAUCGCUCCUGGAACGGGGGAAGGAGUGCCGAGAGAGGGACAGCUUGCAAGGUGGAGACGAACAUGAGGGGAGAGAGACAGGUCAUGCUCAAAUGUGAAGGAGUUACACUACGAGGAGAUGCCCGGACGCUUCAUGUGGCGUCUGUGGCUUGCAGCGAACGACCUUGGGAGCCAGGUGUUCUGCAAGUAACUCCCGAUGCGGUGUACGUACACCAAGGAGAGCACACGACUUGCCUGGUGACUUUCGGGCGUCCGCGGACAGAAGCGGCUGUCUUGCGGUCGCUUGCUCGAGACCAAGAGAGAGAGGAGAAACGGAAGGAGAAAGAGGGAACCGCGUUCGAGAAACAGGAACUGGGAGAUCGCGGGGAAGAAAACAAAAAAGGUUGGAGAGAAAGCGAAACGAUGGAAGCGGACAUGGGAGACAAGGACGAAGACACACCUGUCAAGGAUAAAGCCGUCAAAGCAGGCGGAACAGGAACGCGCUUCUGGAUCCUCACCGCGUCUGGAGGGCUGUUCACCUUCGAGCUGAGGUGUCGAGACACCCCACGCGCGUUGCCGCGCUUCCUCGCGCACCGGCUUUCGUGUCUCCAAACGAUAAGCAGUCCGUUCGACUCUUCGCCCUUUCCUUCCUUGACUUUCUCGGUUCGGGACUCGAAGGAUCCUGGAGAACAUGGCCUAUCCUUGUCGCGAGAAAAUCCGAUAAUCACAGCUGUGUUUGUCACGCCUUUACCUUCCCUCUUCCCUGCUCCGUCAAGCGGUGCUGUCUCACCUCCCGCACCGCGUCUCUCCUCUGCUUCCUCGGCCUCUUCGUUUUCCUUUUCUUCCUCUUUCCAGGUGUCUUCUUCUGCUUCCUCUUCUUCCGCGGCCCCCACCGUCGCGUCGGCCGCCGCGUCGCCUUUCCCGGCUGCGGCCGCUCGCGAGCGCGAGCCUCGCGAGAGGCGCUGCUUCCUUUGGGCCGCCGCAUGCAGCGACGGUCGACUGUUCGUGGAAAUUGAGCGGCCUGGCAUUUGGCGGCGGGAGGCGAUGAGGAAGAGCAGAAGGAGAGGAACGACGAAGACUGAAAAGACGAGAGAAGCGCAAACAGAGAACGAGGAGACAAGCGCAGAUGAGAAGCCUGGCGAGACGAGAGGAAGACAUGCAGAAAGGUUGAUGAGUGACAGCCGGACCUUAGCAGAGAAACAAGAAACAGAGAAAUAUGAUGGCGUGGAGAAGCGGGAAGAGUGUCACGAGGAGCCGAAGACAGAGCUGUGGCGAUGGUGCACUUCUCUCGCUCCGCAUGCAGUUCAGUCUCUAAGCGUCCUCGCGCCGGCGUUUCUGGUCGCCGGCACUCAGGAUGGCCGCCUCUUUGCAUGGUCGCUCGCGAGUCUCCUGUGUCGCUUCCCGUCCUCCCCUGCGUCCUCGGCUCUCGCUCCCGCUCCUGCUGCCCGGCCGGCUGCUGCUGCUGAUGGCUCGCGCGCGUCUCUAGAGGAUGCUGCCAAGCCGUCCGCGCCUCGUGAGCCUCCCGCAAGGGUGGCGGCGGACGCGGCAUUGAGAGAUCCGCUUUCGCGAAAGGCAUCACCUCCGACGAUGCAGCAAGGCGAACAGAGAGAAAGGCAGCAAGGCGGACAGAGAGAAAGGCAGCAGGGGCGUCGCCUGGCGCCUCCCGUGUGGUGCAUGCGUGUGGGGACCUUCCCCCUGUACUUGUCACCGAUUCUCCCGAGACGACACUGGCGUCUGGAGAACCGGUUGCGAGAAGAUGAAGCACACAAUGAAGGCGAUCCUGUGGAGAUAAAAAAAGCUGAACCAGCAGAAGAUCAUGAAAAAGCGACAGAGGAGGGGGAGGAGGAGGAUUGGGGGGAGCUCCCAGAAGGCUGUUUGAUUCGUCACGGCGGCGGACAGACCUGCCACUGGAAAAGAGGGAAUCGCUGGUUUCUUCUGCUUCCUGAAGGGGCGAGAGGAACGCGAAGAAAGAGAGACAGGCGACGCAGUUCGACUCGAGACAUUUUUUCACCCACGAGGAGAGGAGAAGAACGUUGUUUUCAAGACACACAUCGAGCGCCGACAGAGCUGAAUCCGGUGAUGCACGGCGAUGCGUUUCUCCCUCUUUUCGGAGACGCAUUGUCGGACUCAGAGGACUCCUUCUCUCGGUUAGAGUCUUUCCUUCCCUCGCUGCGCUGCUUCCCCUGCCUCUCGCCGCCGCCUGCUCCUGCUUCUCUCUUUUCGUCCUCGUCUCCGUUCUCUUCUUCCUUCGCUUCUUCUGCGUGUUUUUCUUCUCUCUGCCACAAAGCCUUGGAUCCGUCGACGGCGGCUGUCGCUGUGGCCUGGUGGGCUGACGAGGGAGACGGAGGGGAGACAGCGAGUGCGGCAGCGGAGAUGAGCGAAGCAGAGAAGGUGGACGAAGAAGCAAAGAGGAGAGGAGAAGCGAGGAGAGACGACGAAACCGCGAGGGAGGAGAGAGAGAGCUGGAGCCGGAGGACGAGCACGAGAAGAAGCGUCCGACUGCUGUGUCUGUACAGCAGAGAGGCGACUGAGACAUCGACGCUGGCGUCUCUCUGGAACGUCGACGCGCGGAGAAGCCUCGUCACAACGGAAAUCGCGCCUCUGCCCUUCGUCGCGAACAAGAUGGCUGUACACCCGGGAGGUCCAACUCCCCUCGUCGCCUUCAUUGGGCGCGUCUCUCCCAUUUCGAGGUCUCUAACCCUCACCUCUCCUUGGUUUUCUCUUCCUUCAUCUGCCCCUGCUGCUUCGCCGUGUUCGCUGUCUCUCUCUGCUUUUUCUCCGUCGUCCUGCGGCGAUGCAUAUGGCGACUUUGCCGUUUUUCUCUGCGGCCCAGCUCCCGACCUAUCGCGGCUGGCACACAGAAGGUUCGCCGUCGGUCCUCCGCGAGGAGCCUCUUGUACUCGUUCGUCUUCGCCUUCUGCUCCCUCGUCUUGCACCCGCUGUCCUCUUGUGGCUUCGUCUCGAGAGGCGGCUCUCUCGCCGCGUUCCCGAGCCUCUCCUUGCUUCUCGUGUUUCUCUUCGCAAGAGGCCGGAGGCGUGCGUCUCCUGCAUUUCCUGCCUCUCUCGGUCUUCACUGCAGAGGCCGCAAUGCGCUCGCCGGGUGCCUCUGCCCGAGACGAAACGCACUGCGUACAGUCCGGAACACAGCGGCGCAGCGAGCAGCUUCGCGCGGGUCCUCAGACCUGCGGCGCGGAUCGGGGAAGCAGUGGGGUACACUUGGGAGAACUUGGAAGUUCUUGGCGCUCUUCAGAUCUUCGACCGGCGUCGCCUUGGCGGCCCACAGGCCUCCGGCCCCUGUGUCUCUCCUUCUGGGCGCUUCCGCAGUAUGUGGACGCGUCUUGGUUCUCUGAGGCGCCUCGGCCUGAAUCGCCUUCUCGCCAAUUGGGUUCGGCGUCCUCAGGAACGACGUCUGUUGUGAAGAGACGAAGAAACGCGAAAACCAGUCUGCGUUCAAGACUGCUGUACAAGAUCUCCGCUUCGCCAUUUCUCGCGCCCGUGACUCAGGCGCAACUCACAGCUCUUGCGCGCAGCCUGCGAAUCCUUGGAUGCCACCGCGAAGACUCGACGCGAGGCGAUAUAUCUUCCGAAUUAGUCAAGAGACUCAUUCGCCUCAUCAUUUCGUCGUCCUCCUCUUCUCUCUCGUCUUCGUCUUCUCUCUCGUCUUCGUCUUCUCUCGCGUUUCUUCUCUCUGUGUUUUUGGGCCGUCACUUGCGGAUCCGCGCAGGCCUCCGGGGCCUGUCGCGGCUGGGCGCAACGGCGGGGGAGUGGGGACGACGCGAGAGGCUUCUCUUUCUGCUACAAGGACUCCGGCAUUUGCAUGCAGCGGUGGAGACGCGGCUUGCCGAGCUCGCUAACGAGGCGCGCAGCCGCGAGGAAGAAAUCCAGCAUCUGCAAGAACAGAGAGAUCUCGACUUGUGUGUUUCUCGACAGUCAGAAGCGAUCCGAGAAAGAGAUGCAAGAGUCAUGUUGAGACGCUGGCCAGACACGGGCGAGAGACGCUCGGAGGCUUCCGAGUCUAUACGGUCAAGAGACGAAGUCGAUGCGCGUCACCCGGCGGAUGUUCUCCAUCCUGACGAACCUGGGGAUUCCGCCUCUUCACAAAAUGAAUUCGUCUCAGCCGACGAAGGCGACUACCACCCUCCAUCUGCUUCUUUGGCACCUGCCGCUUCUUCUUCCUCAUCGUCGUCGUCGUCCUCCCCAUCAUCCUCAUCUCCUUCGUCUUCUUCGUCGUCUUCAUCGUCUUCGUCUUCUUCUUCUCCAUUCUACUCAGUUUCGUCCUCGUCUCCUUCUGCGUCGCCUUCGCCUGCGGACGCGCUUGCCAGCUCGCGACCACCGACAGACUCGGCGGCUGCUGCGCAUGCAGCGUUGCGCGCUUCCCACCCUUCUGCGGCUCUGGGCGAGGCGUCGCUGCCGCGUCGCGAGCCGUCGAGGCCUCUCGAUCGCGCUGAAGACGCAGCCGCUCUGGAGACCUUGGAGGCGCUGCGAGUUGCCCUCUCUUCGCGAGUUUCUGCGCAGCUGGACGGCCUCCAUCGCGCGUUGAGAGAGGUGCGCAGAACGGCAGAGUUGAUGAAGGGUGUCCUCAAAAGUCUCCGACUCGUGCGCGCGCUCUACACGAAAGCUUGCCGUCUCUCAGACGCAGACCACGGCUCUGGAAAUGACUGCAAGGCAGAGCAAGGCGCGGACAACGAAGAAGCGAACGCUGAGGAAGAGGAAAACGCAGACGACCAAGAGGGGGGAGAAGAAGAGGAAGAAGGGGAAGAACGGCAGCAGCUGGGGGUAACAGGCGCUGAGAGAUGUGUGUGUGAAGGACGAGAGAGUCGGCGGUGGAUGAGGACGGAAAAGAGACGAACGGAGAACUACCUUGUUGUUGGUGGAGAGUGGACUGGAUGGGAUGCUGAAGGGCGGGGAGACAGACAAGGCUUGGAGGUGAACGUGGAGAAGGACAAAACAUGCGCGGAAUCGACAGCGAACGCAUCCGAAGAAGGCGAACAAGAAGACACAGAGGGACUUUCGCCUGAAGAAAUUCGUCACCGAUACGGACGACUGGCGUACGAAAGACAUCUCCACUCUCACCUGCUUUCCUUCCUCGCCAGACUCGCCGACGGUCCACCGGAGCUGAAAAAAGCACCCAGGGGAUUUCUUCUUCUUCUCGCCGUCGAGGACGCGUCGACAGGGCGGAGAUGCUCCGCUGCGCAGACCUGUCUUACACUCGGAAGAGAGCGAAGCGAAAAGAUAAAGACAGACGUCGACAGCGAGACCAAGACGUCGCAACUGGAAAGCCGGGCGUUCGAGCGAGAGGAAGCAGAGGCCCUAAGGCGGCGGAGAGCGAUGCCACAAAGAGAGACCUUCAGAGACAACCAAGAUCGGAACAGUGAUGAAACAGCGCAAGGCAACGAAGAAGAGACAGGUGAUCAGAAGGAGCAAGGUAACGAAGGAGCGCCAACUACCGAGAGUGCAUGCAGAGGUCUUCGCGCGAUGUCAAGGAAGGGCAGGAACCUGAGCGUUUCCAGUCAGCGCAGGCGAGAAGAGCGGACAGCUGCGUCUGCGCGCCUGCAUGCGCUGCCGAGCCGCGAGGGAGCAGACGAGCGGAGGGAGGAGCAGCGUUCGGAGAGAGAGAGACACUCGAAGCUUUUGCGCGGUCCCUUGGGGUUCUGCGUUUCUCCUCUGCCUUCCUCUUCCAGAGGAUUCGCCUCUUUCUCCUCUUCUGGUUCUGAGGCUUCUUGUUCUCGUUCGCGUUGUUCUCCCUCUUGUCCUCCCGCUUCUCUCUCCUCCACCUUGGUGCCGCUUUGCUUGCAACCGACGGCCUUCCCAGUUCAGGCAGUGACGCCGUUCGAGCGCAGCAGUCUCCUCGCGGUCGGGGGAGACGCCACCAUUGCAGUGCUGGCUGUCGAGAGAACAAAGCCAGCAAGGGUGAUGCGCGAGGCGGCGCGGAAAGGAAAGCGCGAGAAGCGAGAAGUGAACAAGGAGAGAGCAUGUGAGCAGGAGACAGGUCGUCUGACGAAGACGGCUUCUGACAAGAAGGCAGAGCAUGAAGAACAAGAACCGGAGGCGACGACAGCUCUCCAGGAGAGCACAGGCUAUGGGAGGGUGACCGAGUGUGCGAAGACGACAGACGUUGCGAAGGAGGCGUUUGGUUUUCCUGGCUCGAAGGACAUCGACGAAGGAGACUGUGGAGCCUGUCGACUCCCCGAGUGGCGCCUGCGGACCGUCGCGACGUUCACCGUUGGAGACGCAUCAGACAGCAGGGUCACGGGCCUCUCGGUCUCGGAGCCUUCGGGACUGCUCACCGCGACCUUCGCUGCGAAGACUGGCGGGGGUGGUCGGAUGCUCCUUUUUCGGUGGAGUGCAGAGUCUCAGCAACUUCUUUGCGUUGCGUCGGGAGCCGACGAGGAAGACCGAGCCUUCUGCGCAGGCACAGCUCUGGAGGUAGCUGGGAUCCCGCGAUUCCCUCUCGCGUUGACGGCAGACGGCAAGCAUGUAUAUGCGACGAAACUCGACUCGGAUCUCGCGUCUCUCGCCACACACUCCGAAGCUGUCCUCCCGUCGCCCUGCGUCUCCGCGAUCUCGCCGGCACCGGCGUUCUUCUCUCCUGCAGCCUUUUCGCCGUCGUCGAUGUGUCUUGCGUCCUCAUCCUCAUCGCGCAUUUCUACGUCGUCGACCAUGCAUGCAUCGCGUUCGCGGCCUCCCCAGAACGUCGGUGCUCUCGCAAACAACUCGCCGGCUUCCGCCAAUCUCUGUGAACGAAGGCCUUCUCGCAGUCGCGCGGAGCUGUCUCCCGAGCCGCCGAAGACGCCCAGCUCGGGGACGAAGCCGUCGUGGGAAGGACGCCAUGAAACGGUCGACGCAGUCGACGAAGAACGUGGAGAGACGGCGGUUGAUGAAGACAGCGAAAAAGACGCAGUGGACCAUGAAGAAGACGACGCAGGAGCCGGACGGGCACCAGCGGGUGAAGAGAGCCUGCAUGACGAAGCGAAUGUUGUGACAUUAUACGAAAGACAGCCUGCGGCGUCAACGGCGCUUCUGCCCGGCCUCGACGGCAGCUUAACAGCUGUGUUUUGCGCCCCGGCCAUGCCUGUGCAUGUGCGUCGCUCUUCUGCGUCUUCGUUGUUUGCUUCUGCCUUUUCUCCCGACGCCUUCGACGCUUCUGUCUCGACGCCUGGCCUGAGGGGAGGAGUAGCACGGGCAGCGACGGACGCCGACGAACGGCUUGUUCUUGAAGGACGAGACAAGACACAGAGAAAGCUGGAGAGGAGGGCAGACGAAGCAGACGAAGCAGACGAAGCAAACGAAGGGGGAACGAAGGAGGGAGAACAGAAGGACAAUAUGACCGUGCAGACUGUCGACGCUUCCAGCAGCCAUGGGUCGCUUGUGGCUUUUGGGGAUAUGUUUGCCUCACGCUUUCGCUCCCGAGCAGCGGAAAUUUGCGCGGAUCUCUCGAUCUUUCUGAGACUUCUCCGGUCAGGUCUCCCUUGUCCUCUCUGUGUUUCCUCGCUUCCUUCGAGGCCGGUCUCGUCCGCUAUCUCUGCUUCGUUUUCUUGCCCCUCGCCCUUCUCGGCUUCCUUGUCGUCUUGCGUUCCAUCUUCCUCGUUUUGGCCGUUUCGCUCCACGUUCAGACCCGAGUUCCUAUUUGCGUCUUCGCUGACUCAACAGCAGUUGCUAUGGCUGCUGUGGGAGCGAUUUGUGUUCUUCCGCCUUUUGCCGGUGUACCGCCACCCUGCGCGCGUCGCUGGGCGCCUGGCGCGGCGUUCGCGGCGCCUUCAGCGAACGGUUGAUUCGGCGAUUUCCCGCGCGUCUCGCGCGCUUGCGUCUGCUAUGGAAGCCGCGCAGAUUGCCAGUGCAGAGGCAGCGCGAAACGCGAGUUCCGAGAAGCAGUGGCGGAGCAAGGACGCGACUGAACGGACGACAGGGAGGAGAGGCGAGGACGAAAACCGAGGCGAGAAAGCGGAGAAAAGUGGACGAAGACGUGGAGAGGAAGCGGGAGAGACGCCGACAAAGUCUGAAAGAGCGAGAAACUCAGAACGCGUGCACAUCCAAGAUUCUGAGAGGCAGUCCCAGGUGCCCAGUCUCCCGACGGUGAAUGCGGCACUCGACGACCUCGCCCUCAAGUGGACGAAAGGCAUUUCCUACUUCGUUUCUUCUAAGGAAACAGCCGCCGCUUUCGAUUCGCCGCCAACUUGUGCCUCUCCUGCCUCUUCUUCGGCCUCCUCUUCUUCAUCGGUUCUCUGUUCCUCUUCUUUCCAAGACAUGUCGGACUGUCUGAAGUGGAUCGACACCGGAGCAGCUUCUGCCGCGCAGCUCCUCCACGCACUGCCUUCCCUGCAAGACGUCGAGGCGGGCGAAGCGCUGGAUACGACAGAGGAACGAGAACGCGCGGGAGGUUCUAUUUUUCGCCAUUCGCAACGUUGGUGGAGUGGAGAGAGGACGGUCGGUCGUGCGUCGCCGUCAUCUUUGACAGGGUCUGUUGAAGCUCUCACAGACGGACUUGUCGCGUUCGUCGAUUCUCUUCGAGCGGUACGAGCAUCCCUCCACAAAUGGAUGGCUAGCAGGCAUCAGGAGGAGCAGUGGCGUCAGCUGGCUGAACGCAUGCACCUCAAAAAGGUCGCGCUUCUCGAUACUUCUUCGUCGCCCAGAGACCUUUCCGUUCUUCCUGCUCCACGAGCACCUGGCGCUGCGACUGUAUCGGCGCUUUCUUGCUCGCAUGUCACACAGCAAAUGUCUCAAAUACAGGACGACAAGCCAGAAAGACGUUCUCCGGACCCUUCCUCUGCUGCUCUGCCGUUUUCCUGCCCCUCGUCCUCUGCGUCGGCUUCUCCGUCGUCCGCCAUCUCUUCCUCCUCGCCUUCGCCUCCCUCUUGUGUUUCCUCUUCUUCGUUUCCCUCGUCUUCUUCUUUGCCUCUGCCCGCUUCGACGACCCCCGCUCAAUCGACUCUCUUGGCGGACCUCCGCGCGUCUGCUCUGCAGGCCGUUUCGGCUCUUCGCGCCAAACUUGCUUCCGUUGAGGAAGGCAAAGAGACGAGACACGAAGGCGCUGCAGAACGAAAGGAGAGCGGCAGAGAGGACGCACUGUCGCACGAGCGAUGCGAAACUCGAGAGGUCGAGCGAGAGACGAACAUAGGCUUGCAAGGGCACCUGACGAUGGACAGCAGCGGACAAGCUGAAGCAGAGCAAGAGAAGGCAGAGGCGACAGACAGAGAGGAAACACAAACACAAGACACAGGACGGGAGAAAGAGAAGGAAGCGUCGAGUGAGGACGACAGUCACCGUCGUCAAGCAGAGCAACAAUUGGGAAAAGGUGACCCAAAGGGGAGAAGAAACGAAGCGCCUGGAGCACAGGCGAGCGAGAACGUGAACCGCGUGCGCCGGCGGCUUCUCGCCCUCCUCGAAGAAAUUGAAAACGACGAGAAAGCAACAGCGCCUCACGGCGGGAACGCGGGGGUGUAUGUACACCCGAUUGGGGAGGUCGUAGGUCACCAACCUGCGCUUUUUCCGGGCGGCGUUGGCGGAGGCAACUCGGCGCGAGAGCGAAGUGAACGCGAAGAACCUUCUGGGUAUUUAACGGAGACCAAAUCUGCAGUCGCCAGAGCGGAACGAGGGGAAGGAGGAGAGGCUAUGGGGAAUUUUGCCUCACAGGACGUGAGUGAAGGACUGGCCGAAGGAGAUGUAAACUUUCAACACGGUCGACUGAGGAGACUGCAGCGACAGCUGACGACUGCGCGCCUCUUGCUAGCAGAGUUGGGAAGAGCAGAGAGAGAGGCGAACGCGGAGGAGAGCGCAACGAUGACAAAGGACGAUACCCGCGAAAGAACGGAGGCGAAAGGAGCGAAGAACCUAGAGAAGCGAGACGAAUUCACGGGCGGCACAUACGCAGAAGAGAGCGAACAAGCGGGGAGGAGAGCGGACGAAGACGUUCUCCUGGCGCAUGAGGAGUGUGGAGAGGACAGGAGCUGCACCCGGAGAGAAGCGAUGAGGGAGAGAGCGCAUGAGCCAGAACGGAAUCGAGAGAGAGGGCCAAUCAAAAAGGGAGGGGGAAUCGAGACACAAACAGGGAGGAAAGGAGACUUCUCGGAUCUUGACGAGGGACUUGAGCUCGAGUCUGUCUGGUCUCUCUCCAGCUUCUCAUCAUUGAAGACGGCGACCGACGAGGAGGAAGACAUGAAAGAGAGAACCGCUCGCCUCUCUCCUGCAUCCGGAGUCUGUGCGUUGUCUUCUGCGUCUUCUUCGUGUUCGCUUUCGAGGACUGGAGCAUCGUUGCAAGGAGCCUGCGUUAAGGUGACAGAGGCCGGGAGUGCGAGAGACGCGACGAACAGGACUGGGUCGUCUCUGUUGGAAGCCGAGACUGCGCGACAAGUGAAGGCAGUGGUCGACUGCAUGCGUGAGGUAUCUGGCCUGCUACGUGGCGGAGAGAGACCGCUGCUGUUCCCUGUGUCUUCGCUCGCGUGUGCGUCCACUUCGCCCUCCCGUAUUAGCCGAAAGGACGCGCGAAGCGACUCACUGCCGUCGCUGCUGUGCCGCUUGUCUCCGGCGUCUGCUCGCGGCGUCUCCACGUCUUCAUGUGCCUCUUCUGCGUCUCGCAGUGGAGCCUCCAGUUCCCCGCAGCGAGGAGCCUGUGGACGCCGGAGAGAGUCAAAAGGUUCUUCUCGAGAAUGGGUUGCCUGGAACGGAGCGAGCGACGGCGAGGGAGCUUUCGAGCCUCUCUGGGCGACGAGGGCAGAUGUGCGCCUACACGAGAGCCAAGCGACUUUGCGGCGUCUGCGCGAGGGCCAAGUCCUGCUUGCAGAGGCGGCUGUGGCGCGCGGAGGUUCGCCGCUGUUUUGGUUCGUCGUUUCCUCGCUGGCCGUUGCAGCGAAUUCACCCGAGGCGCUGUCUGCCCUAAAACGGGAGGUUUUUGUCGCAGGCGGAGGCGCCGAACGACGCGGCGGGGGGUCCAGCGCGCCCGCAUGUCCUCUCUGCCGCAGCCGCGUCUCUCAGGAAGCGGAGGCAGAAGGAAGAGAGCGAGACAGGUUGGAGAAAAAUCGCAGCGCGGAGGGACGUGGAGACAGAGCGCGCGAGCUGCGCGGCCUGACCGACGGGGGUGUCUUGGCUGGCAGCAUGCGAGACGCCGAACGUGCGAGGAAGAGACUGGAGAGAGUGGAAGGAAGCUGGAGAGGCUGCGGAGACGGCAUGCGGAGGCGAAUCGAAAAACAGAGAGAAAGAAGAGAUAGAGAGGCCAGAGCCGCAGCGACAGUUUGCGAUCCCCGAGGCGACGCUCUUGGGGUCUGCAGCGGACGGCCUUCUCGAGGAGCGACCCUGCUGAGGAUGUCGAGAGGCACCGCGCGCAGGGCAAGACUCAGGGAAGCAGAAGAAGCGGGAGAAUCACACGGGGACGCACAACCGGAAGAAGGAAGCAGCACAAGCGAGGAGAGCUGGACGGAGCAGGACGCUUGGGACCUGUUUUGGGGCGUGGAGGAGGUGGACGCGGAAGAGCUUGGAGAGCGGGAGAACAGGGCAGGCGAAAGCGAGAGAAGGAAGGGCAGACGCGCGCGGAGACGAGGCGAGACAAAACAGGAGAGACGAAACAGCCGAGACAGGAGAGAAGCGCGAGACAGAUGGGAAGGAGAGGGAAGACGCGCGAGACGAGCAGGCAGAGAAGAGGGGAGAGGGGGAUGUCUUGUGUCAGGAAGGAAAGGAGAGAGUUUGAGGGGGUCGGAAGUGCUCAUGGAGAAGAGCGAAAAGAGACAAAGGAGACAGUCGACGCAUGAAGAGCGAGGGUCUCCGUCGGUGUCUCCAGCCCACGUAGAGACAGAAGAGGAAGAACAAAGUGGAGCGCAAGUCUGUGUAGAUUUAGAUCUUGUCAGCUCUCUCGCUUCUCUGAGCGUCGAGGCAGAGAGAGAACUCGAAGAGCUCCUCCCCCUCUUGCCUUCUUGCCCGGGAUCUGUCGAAGAAUGUCUCGCGGCGGUUCGAGCUGUCGCUCUCGUGUCGCCGUUUUGA
Messenger RNA from Toxoplasma gondii ME49, 16935 nucleotides. RefSeq lists its product as hypothetical. The transcript is spliced from 16 exons. Bases 1 to 16935 code for a protein of 5644 amino acids. NCBI's taxonomy places the organism in Eukaryota, Apicomplexa, Conoidasida, Eucoccidiorida, Sarcocystidae. The record is from RefSeq and is a predicted model, not a curated record.